CGCACGUCUAGAAUGGACUAUAAUUUGACAUCUUGCAUCAAUACCGGGAUGCCUGCUACAUGGCUCGCCGCUGCUGAAUAUGAAGGCGAAAAGGGGCUGUUGGACUUGCAAGCAACGGAAGAUCGGCUGCGACAAAACGAUUCCACGGUGCAAUAAUUGCAAUCGAUCCCAGAGAUUAUGUGAAGGCUAUGGAAUAAGGCUGAACUGGCCCGACCAACUCCAAAGCAGGCGAGACGAUCAUAUCGUAUGCUUCGUGCCAGAAGGUUUCAGCGCUGGAGAGUCUAUUAGCACUCAACAACGCAGAUUUUGCAACACUACUUACCGUGACUUCGCUCUAGCCAAGCAAGAGCGUCUCACCUGGCUUCAGAUCAUCAAGAGACUAUGCGCAGAGCCAAGUCCGUCCCUUACUCUGCACCUGCCAGCAGUGGGCAACGACGCAAUGCUGCUCACUUAUUAUGAGCAGAUCAUAGCACCAAUGUGUUCAACAACGAGAGCAUGGAACGGUUUUCAAUUCCAAGUAUUGCCCAUGGCCUUGUCCAGUCGCGAUAAAGUCAGCAGAUCGCUAUGCAACUCCAUGCUGGCCAUAUCAGCACAUCACCGCCAGUUACCAGGUGCAGCGCUUGCUUACAAAGUGGCUGCCAUGAAAGGCUUGCACGAAUCCGUCACAACCUUGGGCGGUGGUCUCUGUGUUGUGAGCCCCGAGACAACGCUUGCUACCGCAAUGAUGCUGUGCAUGUAUAGUGUAUUCGAUGAAGAAGAAGCUCAAUUCCAUGCGCACUUGGAGGGUGCCAAGAAGAUCUUGAGCUGCUUACCUGCGAGCCAAAGGCGGCAGCCUGCGAUCGAAUUCCUCGUAAAUUGGAUCCUCUACUACGACAUUCUGAGCAACUUUGCUCAACCUUUUCGAGACAGUCAAGCCCACCGCGAGAUCGCCUUCUCGAGGGACCCGCAAACUAGGCCGGACCUGGUUCGUAAUACAGUCGCCCAUUUCUAUACACCUCUGACAUUUAGGAAGAUAGUAGGCUUGCUCGGCUGCUCCAUUGAAGUGUUCGAUAUCAUUUCCUCCGUCAACAAGGUGCGCGCUGAGGUCCUAGAGCAUGCUAAUCGGGACAUCACAGGCACGAGGUGGCAAAUGCGCGUGGCUCUGGAAGAGAAACUACGAAACUUGACGCAAAACUUCAGUCCUGAUGAGGUGGCUCAUUCCACAUGCGAUCAAAUCAUAGCGUCUACAGCGACGGCGGAACUGUACCGCUUGGCAACUCUUUUGUACCUCGUGCGAGUUGUGCCUGUGCAUGGCGAUGAGGCGCAGAGAAAUGCUUAUCUGGACCAAGCUUUUAUGGCCCUAGGACAGGUCCGCGUGGCAACAUGUCCCUGGCCAGUCUUCAUAAUCGCCUGCGAGUCGCGCACGGAGGAGCAGCGCAUGAAGAUUCUGAAUGUCCUGGACUGUAUGGACUCGGCAAGAAAUGUCGGCAAUGUUCGCAUCACGCGGAACAUCAUUCAGACCAUAUGGAGACAGCAAGAUCUGAGGGGAUCCGCAGACAUGACCGGGCCGGUGCCUUGGUGGCUUUGCAUCGAGUCGAGUAUUCCUGUGCCUUGGUUCACAUAA
Molecule: messenger RNA, 1603 nt
Organism: Cercospora beticola
Lineage: Eukaryota; Fungi; Ascomycota; Dothideomycetes; Mycosphaerellales; Mycosphaerellaceae
Product: Zn(II)2Cys6 transcription factor
Biological process (GO): positive regulation of transcription by RNA polymerase II
Cellular component (GO): nucleus
Molecular function (GO): zinc ion binding; DNA-binding transcription factor activity, RNA polymerase II-specific; transcription cis-regulatory region binding
Source: RefSeq, a predicted model, not a curated record